ACACACUCAUUACAUGGUACCAGGAAUCAUUUAAAAUCGACAUAUAUAUAUAUAUAUAGUCAUUCGAAAUCCGUUCUCGCUUGUAUUUGUAUUGCUACAACUAAUAAUGUCUCCUCUCAACACACUUCACUUGCAUAGGAUCUUCGACAAGCUAGAUAGAAAUAAGGAUGGCCAUGUGAGCAUAGAUGAGCUUAUGUGGCUUCUUGAGAGUACCGGGGUGGGUGCUAAACGAGACGAGCUCGAGCUGUUGGUAGGUCGAAAGGCCCUUGACCCAGUCGAUUUUCUGUUCUUUUAUGAAACCUUGAUUGGUAAGGGGAAAAGUGGUAAUGAUUGUUUUGUCCAAGAAAAAAAUGAUGAAAUCUUGGAGAGGGAUCUUCGAAAAGCUUUUAGGGUCUUUGAUUUGAAUGAUGAUGGGUUCAUUUGUUGUAAGGAGCUCAAAAUUGCAUUGUCAAGAUUAGGGUUGUGGGAGGAGCAUUGUGGGCAAGAUUGCAAGCGUAUGAUUGAGGUGUACGAUACCAAUUCGGAUGGUUUUCUUGAUUUCGAGGAGUUUAAGGCUAUGAUGUUGUUUGAUCAUUAAUCCUUAGCCUCUUCUUGGAAUUCUUUUUGCUUUGUAUAUAGUCAUGUUUAAUUCAAAAAUAGGUCAAAAUAACGUCAAUUUGCACA
Sesamum indicum (sesame) is the source of this 663-nucleotide messenger RNA. Its product is annotated as putative calcium-binding protein CML44. NCBI's taxonomy places the organism in Eukaryota, Viridiplantae, Streptophyta, Magnoliopsida, Lamiales, Pedaliaceae. Gene Ontology annotation, molecular function: calcium ion binding. The record is from RefSeq and is a predicted model, not a curated record.